AUGGGAAACUGUCGGAUAUGUAGGAAAGCCAUUGAAGAGGACGAGAACUUUCACACCUGUAGUAAUUGCCAUCAGUUUGUAUGCGACGACUGUUCCUCGUAUUCAUCGCGUGACGAAUCAAAAUACUGGAUGUGCAGUUUCUGCCGGAGACGGGGCUCGCAUCUCAUCCCGGCUACCGGUGCUGUCGAGCCAUUGGGCAUGAAGAGGACACCAUCUUUUAGCCGAAUGACGAGGUACGGCUCGGGUGACUCAACCCGUGGUCUCAACCUAUCGUCUAAAGGGGCCUCAAAUAUGCCGCCGAUAUCUCCGAUCACUAAACGUCGGCCGUCCCUAACAGACCAGCCCCGGCAGCACUCACUGGAGGCCACCUCGUCGGUGGCCUACACCAAGUCCAACGGUCAGCCGGGUAUCCAUCGGUCGCAUUCCCGUCCCUGUUCUCCACCCGACAAAUACUCAUCGCACGGACCGGGCGACCGAUACGCCUCAUCGGAGGCGCUGUCGGACAGUCGGCGCUCGUCCAACGACUCGGCGGCUGUUGUGGUGCACCGGUUGCCGCCCAGCGAUUCCGGGUUCAAGUCGCGCGACGAGUGCUACCAUCGGACCAAAUCGUAUUCAGUGUCCGACGAGGAGGACGACUCGUCCAACGAGGACGUCAGCGAAGGCAUGAACCGGUCGGUGAUCGGCGGCGGACACCAUCACCGGCGACAGAGGUCUCGCAAGUCGAAGAUUCAUCGCCAGAAGAGGUCGCUCACCAACGACGACGACCUGGUCGUCCAAAGUAGUAAUAACAUCAAUAACAACAACACGGGCUCAGCCGGGCAACUGAUGGCCAAUAAUAGUGAGACACAUCUGCGGCACAUAUCCUCAGACGCCAUGAUUUACUCGCGGAAUAACGGCUAUCAGACCCGUAAGAGUUCCGAGAGUUCCGACGUCAGCGAUAUGAGGUUCAGUCCGCCGCCGGAAAGCCUGACCCCAUCGUCAGAGUACUCGCGUUCGCCCCGCGAAUCGGCCGACUCGGACAUGUUAGGCCUUCCCACGUACCCACACCUGCAAACUCAACGCCGAUCCAUACCAUCAGUGUUGGUGGACGUCGUCGACACCAAUCACCUUACGCUCAAAGACUGCUUCCCUCGGCGGGGGUCGACGGGUCGGGCGCUGCCCAAGAUUCCAGUGGUGGAGCCGUCCCGAUCCAUGUUAGACCUGCCGCACUCACGCAAGUCUAGCUCCCACUCCCUGGACCUACCUAUGGAUCAGCCCCGACGGGCGUCCGCACCAGAGGGCGAGAACAUACGUAUUGUGAUCGACGACGUGGACAGUCGUAACGUUAGGAACUCAGUGACUCAGUUCGAGCGGGUGAUAUUGCACCGGGAUGAAAAUGACCGCAGUAAUAGGACCCGGGGCUUCGGACUCAGUGUGAUUGGCGGCAAAAUGAAUGAGCAGGAUGGUAACCUGUACGCGUACGUGGCCUGGACACAACCGGCCGGACCCGCUGAUAAAAUGGCACUCAAACCGGGCGAUAGGAUACUGGAGUGGGACGGCAAGUCUCUGGUCAACUGUAGCUACGAACAGGUCUGCCAUACCAUUGAGUGCUCGUCCGAUACCGCGGAGUUGAUCAUCGAGUCUAUGGUCAAGAGGCGCCGUUUAAGCCAAAUGUUAAGCCAGGCGUCUAUGGACUUGUCGGGUGUGGGCGGUGGCCAAUCGGGUGGCGUCGGUGGCAGUGCCGCCAGUCGCAGACGUUUGCCCAAAACGCCCGAAUCAAUGUUGGGCGCCGGCUGUCAAGAGUCUAAACAGGGUGAAAUACUACUACAAUGCUCGCUGGACAAUGACCACAAACAGCUCACUAUAGGCAUAAUAUGCGCCAAACGAGUGGUGGGCCUAAAAGCACCCUCAUAUGCACAGUUGCAUAUAUUGCCUGAACUUGGCUUCAAAAUAUGUAAGACUGAGCCGAGCCUUACCCUGGAGUGGAACGAGACCUUAAUUUUCCAACAGUUUCCCAUCGAUAAGGUGGGGGAUAUGGCGCUUGAGAUUACCAUUUGGGAGAACUCGGCCAACAGUAGCGGUCAGCCCAAGCCAUUGGCCACUACUGUCAUCCCGUUGCGCAGCGCUAUACUCCAUCACAUCGACUGGUGGCCACUACUGGCCCCCAACUCCAGCUUCGUUAAGGCCACGUCCAUGGAGUAUAUAGCCAUCAAACACGACGAUAUGAUGGCUAACGGGGGCUCGCGUUCAAUGCCGGGCAGUCGUCGCAACUCUAACCGGUCGUCCGUUUGCUACGAAAGUCUGUCUCAACAGCCGUCGAAGGCGUCGCUCGUGUCGUCCGGCGGCUCCGGGCGGCGAUCGAUGGACGAGACGGCGAGCCCGAAGCGCGGCUCCAGUUUCCGACUCAACACUCGCCACUCAGUCACCGACCUGAACCCAGUGGACCCGUCGGUCAAGGAGCUACUGGCGCCCCAAUACGACCCGCGCACUCGGCGCAAGAGCUCGUCGGCCUUAGCUCAGGCCAAACUCAAGCGCAGCCUAUCGCUCAAGUCGGACAACACGGGCACCGCCACCACCGCCAGCCGCUCCGAUUCGGUCGGCUCGGCCUCAGACCUGUUGUGCGACUCCGAGAUGCAGAGCGCCGUCGAUCGGUGUUGCGGUGAGAUUAAGCUCGGCUUCAUUAUGACCAAAGGCCUCCUCGAGAUUGAGGUCAUCUCCGCCCGCGGUCUUCCCAAUUGCCUCAACGGUCAGCCCCCGGACACAUACGUCAAGAUAUACCUGUGCGAUAAGGGGCGCCAACUGCACAAACGUAAGACCCGGGUGGUUCAAAAUGAUAGCAACCCCCAGUAUAAGCAGACCCUGAAAUACGACGCCUCCAUGAUAUACGGGCGCACAUUAUUGGUGUCCAUUUGGGACAAACAGAAGGGCUUUGAACACAACACUCCUAUCGGUGCCACAGAAAUACACGUCAAUAAACUAGAAUUACAUAAAUUGACGAUUAAAUGGUAUAAAUUGGAUACUCUUGAUAACGUCAAACAGUUUUCCGAUUGAUACCAAUAUGUUUGCCAAAUAGUGUUUUAAUUAAAAAACAUGAAACCGCUAA
Oppiella nova is the source of this 3082-nucleotide messenger RNA. The record is from the annotation of a GenBank genome assembly. NCBI's taxonomy places the organism in Eukaryota, Metazoa, Arthropoda, Arachnida, Sarcoptiformes, Oppiidae.